UUGUUCGCUUCUCUCUGCUUUCCCUCCCUCCCCAGCCUCUGCUCUGCAGCCUGCCCGUACGGAGGAAAGGUGGAGGGGUGGGGGGGGAGGGGGGGGAACACAGCCGACCCAAAAAGCGAGCCCGGCUUCCAGCCGCCACCCUCCGCGACGGAAGAAAAGAGGGACUGAGAGCACGAGAAAAAAGAAGAAGAGGAAAAAAAGGAUCUCGGCUUGUCCAGCCCUUCCGCGGCAACGGGAGCACGCAGCGAACCCGGUGGAUUUUUUUUCUCCCCUUCUUCGGCAUUGCUUUUCAAGCGCAAGGACUUCAACCCGGGGAAAAAGAGCCGCAGAGGGAGAACAACACCACAGAAAGCAAGACGAAUAAUGAACAAUCCUGUUACCCUACUGUCCCGAGGGCCGAGGAUGUGCCCCGGCUCGGGAAGUUGUAGGCUGUAGAAGUUCUGCCUCUCCCCCAUGUACUGUGCUGUUUAGAGCUUGUUUCCCCCCACCCUAUUUUUUUUUUUCUUUUUGGUGCUUUCUCGUUGUUAUUGUUAUUAUCUUAAUUUUUCUUCUCCAUGAUGUGCUGUUAGAAACCACUCCAGGACUACUCCAGCAGUAGGAAGAUCGAGGAGUGGAGUGGAUGAAUAUACCGAUGAGAGAUCCAGUGAUCCCUGGGACAAGCAUGGCUUAUCAUCCUUUUUUACCUCACCGGGCACCGGACUUUGCCAUGAGCGCCGUGCUGGGAUAUCAGCCCCCUUUUUUCCCGGCCCUGGCUUUGCCCCCCAACGGGGCGGCCGCCCUCUCCCUCCCCGGGGCCCUGGCUAAGCCCAUUAUGGAUCAGCUAGUGGGGGCUGCAGAGACUGCUAUCCCUUUUUCUUCCCUGGGCCACCAGGCAGCAGCCCAUCUGAGGCCUUUAAAAACUCUGGAGCCAGAAGAAGAAGUGGAAGACGACCCGAAAGUGCACCUGGAAGCCAAAGAGCUUUGGGAACAAUUCCAUAAAAGAGGCACGGAGAUGGUGAUCACCAAAUCGGGAAGGAGAAUGUUUCCUCCGUUUAAAGUGAGAUGCACUGGACUGGAUAAAAAGGCCAAGUACAUUUUAUUGAUGGAUAUUGUGGCGGCUGAUGACUGUAGAUACAAAUUCCAUAAUUCCCGUUGGAUGGUAGCAGGCAAAGCUGACCCUGAAAUGCCAAAGAGAAUGUACAUCCACCCGGACAGCCCGGCCACCGGAGAACAAUGGAUGUCCAAAGUCGUCACCUUUCACAAGCUGAAGCUCACUAACAACAUCUCCGACAAGCACGGAUUUGUGAGUCCUUUUCCCCUCUCCCCAAGCACUGUUCCCCCGCAGCGCCCGGCCCGGAGCUUUCCCAGGCACUGCAAUUCGGGCACCACACGUGUGUGGAAAAUGGGGAAUAAACCAGCCCCUGCAUGCAGCCGGCUGGUGUGUUUAUGUCCAGUUAAAACGUUCCUUUCUUUUUCUGUUGCCGAGGUCAGGAUUAAAAUCACUCAAUUAAAAAUUGACAACAACCCCUUUGCUAAAGGUUUUCGCGACACUGGGAAUGGAAGGAGGGAAAAAAGGAAGCAGCUGACCCUGCAGUCCAUGCGGGUGUACGACGAGAGGCAGAAAAAAGAAAAUCCCACUUCGGACGAAUCGUCCAACGAGCAGACAGCCUUCAAGUGCUUCGCCCAGUCCUCCUGCCCUGCCGUGCCCGCCGUCGGCACCUCCAGCCUCAAAGAUCUCUGUCCCAGCGAGGGUGACAGCGAUGCCGACAGCAAAGACGACCCUUUGCUAGAAGCCAGCGAGUCGGGCAAAAUCAGCACGACCACCGGCCACCACCCCGCCCGCGAAAAGGGGGGCAGCCCCUCCAAAAGCCACUUCUUCCCCAGCGACUCGGCGACGAGUCGGAGCCGGAGAGGACGGAAAAAAGCCCCUCCGGACUCCCGGCACAGCCCGGCCACCAUCUCCUCCAGCAGCCGGGGGGGGAGGCUUGAGCGGCGAGGAACUGAAAAGCCCCCUGGGACGGCCCUAAAGUAGAACGAGAACCGGCUGCUGGGCAAAGAGCCCUUCGCCCCUCUCACGGUCCAGACCGACAGCACGGCGCACCUGAGCCAGGGACAUUUGCAGAACCUGGGGUUUCCCCCUGCUCUGGCCGGCCAGCAGUUCUUCAACCCUCUGGGAAACGGGCAUCCACUGCUGCUGCACCCCGGGCAGUUCGCUAUGGGUGGGGCUUUCUCCGGCAUGGCCGCGGGCAUGGGUCCGCUGCUCGCCACAGUGUCGGGGGCUUCUGCCGGCGGCUCGGGACUGGACAGCACGGUGAUGGCCACGGCGGCCGCCCAGGGACUCUCGGGAGCAUCCACGCCGCUCUGCCCUUCCCACCUGCAGCAGCACGUCCUGGCCUCUCAGGGCUUGGCCAUGUCUCCCUUCGGCAGCCUCUUCCCCUACCCCUACACCUACAUGGCGGCGGCGGCGGCGGCUUCCAGCGCGGCCUCCAGUUCUGUGCACCGGCAUCCCUUCCUCAACGCCGUGCGGCCCCGGCUCCGCUACAGCCCCUACCCGUUGCCCGUGCCCCUGCCCGACGGCAGCAGCCUCCUCACCACCGCGCUGCCCGGAGCCCUGGCCGCGACCUCCGGAGAGACCAAAGGCAGCGCUCUGGCCUCCAGCCCCGGCGCCGUGCCUCUGGACUCCGCCUCGGACCUCACCAGCCGCUCGUCCACGCUCUCCUCCGGCUCGGUAUCCCUGUCCCCAAAGCUGGGAGCCGACAAGGAGGCGGCUACCAGCGAACUGCAGAACAUCCAGCGCCUGGUCAGCGGCCUCGACCCCAAGCAGGACAGAUCCCGCAGCGGCUCCCCGUAGCCGCCAGCUCAUUUCAAACCAGUCUCGCAAUGCACUUUGUUUGAAAGAAACCACAUCCUCCAUCCCGCCAAGCCUUUCAGCCCUCCCUCCUAUCCUCCCCCCUUUCCCCUUUUUAUUUUAUUGUUUUUUGUUUGUUUGUUUGUUUGUUUAAGUUUUAUUUUUAAUAUAAAUCGCCCGGAGUCUUGUGGGCGCUGAUCAGCAAAAAGUGUCGAGCUGGGGGAGGGG
Molecule: messenger RNA, 3055 nt
Organism: Lagopus muta (rock ptarmigan)
Lineage: Eukaryota; Metazoa; Chordata; Aves; Galliformes; Phasianidae
Gene: TBX3
Product: T-box transcription factor 3
Biological process (GO): regulation of transcription by RNA polymerase II; central nervous system development; cardiac chamber development
Cellular component (GO): nucleus
Molecular function (GO): DNA-binding transcription factor activity, RNA polymerase II-specific; RNA polymerase II cis-regulatory region sequence-specific DNA binding
Source: RefSeq, a predicted model, not a curated record